Messenger RNA from Anneissia japonica, 1750 nucleotides. Its product is annotated as solute carrier family 35 member E3-like. Lineage: Eukaryota; Metazoa; Echinodermata; Crinoidea; Comatulida; Comatulidae. The record is from RefSeq and is a predicted model, not a curated record. Gene Ontology annotation, molecular function: antiporter activity; nucleotide-sugar transmembrane transporter activity. Gene Ontology annotation, cellular component: Golgi apparatus. The transcript is spliced from 8 exons. Bases 186 to 1112 code for a protein of 308 amino acids.
GCUUUCGGUGGAUCCUAGAAUCAACAACAAAGUUUGUUUGGCCACGUUCAGCUUACCGGUCAAGUUGUAGUAGUAGGCCUAGCUAGGCCUAGUGGAAAACUCUUCUUAAAUAUAUUGGUAAAUUGAAAGCUUUCUGAUGCGAACUUAGGAACAGAAAUAGAUUGAUUUUGACAACGCAACAGAAAAUGGAGAAACCGAGUCCGAGUAAUUCCUUCAUUACUCUGUGUCUUGGCAUCAAUCUCUGCUCAUCCGUUACAAUCGUCUUUCUCAACAAGUGGUUGUACGUCAACUACGGCUUUCCAAACGUUACCCUCACCUGUGUCCAUUUCAUUAUGACAUCGCUAGGCCUGGAAAUUUGCCGACGUCUCAACAUCUUCUCACCGAAAUCUUUACCAAUUAAAAGCGUUCUGCCAUUAAGUCUAACAUUCUGCGGUUUUGUUGUGUUUACAAAUCUAUCACUACAGAAUAACACAGUGGGCACGUACCAGCUGGCUAAAGUAAUGACCACACCUUGUAUAUUGGUCAUUCAGACUUUUUUCUACAACAAGACUUAUCCGACCAAAAUAAAAUUAACUAUAGUACCAAUAACUUUAGGUGUUAUAUUAAAUUCUUGUUAUGAUGUCAAAUUUAAUAUUGUUGGUACAAUAUAUGCUACUCUUGGGGUGCUUGUAACGUCUUUAUAUCAAGUGUGGGUGUCUACAAAGCAGAAAGAGUUCCAAGUAAAUUCGAUGCAACUGCUUUACUACCAAGCUCCUCUAUCUUGCAUCCUCAUUUUAAUCAUCAUUCCUUUCUUUGAACCAGUCUUUGCUGCUGGUGGACUUUUUCAACCGUGGUCCUCUGGUGCUAUUCUUGUAAUGCUUGCUUCAGGAUUUGUUGCUUUUUCUGUCAAUUUAUCAAUUUUUUGGAUUAUUGGAAAUACAUCACCUGUCACAUACAACAUGGUAGGACACUUCAAAUUCUGUUCGACGCUACUAGGUGGAUAUUUCAUCUUCCGUGACCCUCUCCACCUUAACCAGACUUUUGGAGUUGCUAUGACUUUGUUUGGAAUCAUUCUCUACACACAUUUUAAGCUUGAAGAGCAAUCGACUAACAAGCUACUAACAAAAGUCUGAUUUUAAUUUGAUCAGGCUUUGCUUAUUAAGUGCAGAGUCGAGUGAAGAAAAACCAAAUAUUUCCCAAUGAAGCACUCCAGUACAAAGUAAAGUUUAACAAGAAUUCAAAAAUAUAAACAGCUGUAGUAAAAAACAAAUAACUUAUGUAAAAUUCAUGUAAUGUCUAAAUUAUAUCGUAUCCUCUGUAAGAUAUUAACAUUUUUAAUAGUUGUAAGUUAAUUCAGUUUUGUGUAUUUUUGUUUGGCAUACUUUUUUUUUGUUUUUUAAAAAUUUUGUAUUGUUUUUGUAUUUAAGUAUUAUUAUGACAAUGAAGACUUUGUUAAAAACCUGGGGAAGAUCCAGAGAUGUGGGUGGAGGGGGGGGGGGCGAAAGUGGGACCAAUCAAGACAAUAUUGCAAUCAAUCAAUUAUUUUUUUUUCUUCCCAAAAGCCUUUGUCCCUGAAAACAUCUGUUAUCAUUAUUAUUGUUAUUACCUCCAUCAAGGAGGUUAUGUAUUCACCAUUUGCUAGCAUGAUUAUUAUUCACUGGAUUUAUUGGUGCAAGAGUUGAUUAAAGUUUGGCUUGAAAUGUAAAAGAUUGCAAAUGGACCCACUACUGCAGAGAGUGGGUCUAAGCUGUCCAUCAUAGGGAUAUGAUAA